This is a messenger RNA of Populus euphratica (Euphrates poplar), 1499 nucleotides long. RefSeq lists its product as uncharacterized. The record is from RefSeq and is a predicted model, not a curated record. NCBI's taxonomy places the organism in Eukaryota, Viridiplantae, Streptophyta, Magnoliopsida, Malpighiales, Salicaceae.
AUGAAUAGCAAGGACGCAAUUGCUCUUUCCAGAACAAACAGGGCUCCGGACAAAAAUGUCCACGAUCGCCGUGAAUACAAAGGCUCUGUCUGGGAUGACUUGGCACAUGGCAAGGGUGUUUAUGUUGCUGAACAGGGGCUUGUCAGAUAUGAAGGUGAAUGGCUUCGGAACAACAUGGAGGGUCACGGAGUUAUACCUGAUAUAGAACCCAUACCAGGUUCCAAGCUUGAAGCAAAGAUGCGCGCUGAAGGGAGAAUUAUAUCAAGAGAUUUUAUGUCUCCAGAGGACAGGAAAUGGCUGGAGAUGGAUAUUGAAGAUAGCAUGCAUCUGGCCGGCGGGCAGUAUGAAAUACCUUUUCAUGAGAUUGACGAGUGGGUUAGACAAUUUGGGGAAAAACUGUUCUACUUUGGAGAGUUUGUGGAGUAUGCUACUGAUUGUGACGAAGACAUUUCUGCGUUCACUUCUAAUGCUUCUUUCUUUCCCUUUUGUUUGGUGCUUCGCAUUUUUACGUUUGUUUGGACAGAGGAGGCUCCUGAAUUCGUUAUUCUUAACAAAGAACCAGAACCUGAUCCUGAAGAUCCAUCUAGACUCGUAUAUACUGGAGAUCCUGUCAUCCUACACACUCGAACAGUCAAAUGGGUUGAGGAUGAGGAUGAGGAACAUGGGGUUCGGUUAUUUUGGCAGCCACCUCUGAAAGGUGGGGAAGGCGAUCCUGAUAAAGUUCAAUUCCUACUUCUUGGUUUUGAUGAGUUUUAUGGAGAAGAGGGUGAUAAUGUGUGCAAGCCAGUGCUUGAUAAACUAGAGAAAUGGACUGGAGAGAAGAAGAAAGCUAGCGAGAUAAAAAUACAGCUGUAUGAAAAGGAGCUUGAGUUCAUAGAAGCUGAAAUGUGUUUAGAAGAGGUAAUGGAAGACUUGGAUGAGGAGCUGAAGAUGAGAGAAAAGGAGGAAGAGAAUCUUGAAAUGGAUUUGCAGGAGGACAAGAAUAGCUGUGUGUCAGCCCAACAAGAGGAGAAAUCUUUUGCUAAAGAUAAGGAGGAAGAGGAGGAUGUUACACCAUCAAGUUUUGGUUCUGUGACCCAAGAUGAGGACCCAACAAAGAAUGACAGAAAAGGAAACAGAUCUACGGGAGCUCCAUUUUUUACAUCUUCACUGUCAUUUGCUCCCUGCAGCCUUCUUUCAACAGUACCCUCGAGGCUACAGCAAUCAUUUUUAGCAUGGAAGAACAGAUUGCCACAAAAGGCAGCUCCUUCCCUUUGUGUGGUGAGCUCAAACUACCACUCUGGAAUGUUUAAUUUAGUCAGUUUUCCCCCGGUGCUUGGCCAAAAGGGAAGGUUGAGAAUUGAAAGACGGUCAGAUUCUAUCCCGUAAUUCAGUUUCUGCGAACCCCAGAGAAAGUCUAAAAAUGCCAAGAAAACAGAGGCGUCCUUGGCUGCAUGCAGCACCAGAGAGAGAUUCAGGCAGCAUAUUGUCAUUGCACACGCAAUCGUGUUAUUUAUAAU